CAGUAAGCUAAAAUAUUUUAUGUGUCAACUGCGUAUUGUCAUUGAAUACUAGCAUUUUCGAAUAACACAAGGAAAUGUAAUCAUAAACCUGUCUUACGAAUAUCUAACAAAUUAUAAUUAUGAAUGAACGCAAACAAGUAGCACGUAUGUUGUAUCGAUGUUUGUCGGCAAUACUUUUCAUUGAUCUGUUAUAAAAUUAUAGUGUAUUUUGUAGUGACAAUAUUUGUUUUUGUCCGUAAUAUAUAUUUUGACUAUAAUUGUCUUAUGAAUGAUUAAUUUCUAAUUGACAAUUACUUGAUUUUUUUGACACAGUUAACAGCUAUUGAAAAUUAUGAAUAAAUGAUAUUUUACUGCAAAGCGUUUUAAAUUUUGUUAUGCAAUAAAAAUCAUAGUGAGCAAUGCAGUUGAAAUACUAAUAAAAUUGCUAAUAUCACACAGAAAAAAAUUAUGUAAACAAAAUGGUUGCAAAUACAACAGCUGAUAUGAUUGGAUCUAUAUACCAUGAAAGACAAGUAAAAGAACUUUGUGCUUUACAUGCGUUAAACAAUUUGUUUCAAGAAAGAGGAUUUAGUAAACAAGAAUUAGAUAAGAUUUGUUACAAUUUAAGUCCAGAUGUAUGGAUUAAUCCUCAUAAGUCAUUGUUAGGUCUUGGUAAUUAUGAUAUUAAUGUUAUUAUGGCAGCAUUACAACAAAAGGGACGUGAAGCAGUUUGGUUUGAUAAACGCAGAGAUCCUAAAUGUCUAUGUUUAGACAAUAUUGAAGGUUUCAUAUUAAACGUACCUACAGAGUAUAAAUUAGGUUUUGUGUUACUUCCUUUAAAAAGACGUCAUUGGAUUGCCCUGAAAAAAAUUCAUGGUGCCUUUUAUAAUCUUGAUUCCAAACUGGAUUCUCCACAACUCAUAGGAAAGGACCACGAUUUGCUUGUGUAUCUAAAGGACCAGAUAGACAGUAAAGAAAAAGAGUUGUUUCUUGUUGUGUCAACAGAAAUAGGCAGUAAUCAAGGAUGGUUAUUGAAUACGUAUGCAAACAAAGAAGGGAUUAAUGUAGAUCAUAAUUCAAUAACAUACAUUGAAGAUGUUUAUACGGAUGUAAAUUUAAUGAAAGAGGAAUCUAAAGAAAUGAAUGAAAAUGAAGAAUCUUUAGAUAAUAAAAACUCUAGGAUUUCAUCAGUAUUAUUAGUUAAAAACUACACUAUUUUAAGUAAUUAAUUUACUUACAUAGUCUUAUAUAUUAAAAAAUAGUAUUCACUUAUUUUAUAUACAUAUAUAAAUAUUAUAGGCUGUUAUUGUAUACUAUGUGCAAUUACAAUUACAUACUAUACAUAUUUACAUUGUUAAGCAACAACUAUAUCACUUUUUCCUGAAAUGACAAUUGUUCUCUUAAUACUUAUUACUCCCUCUGUUCAAAAGUAAGUAUUCCAUUUAUGCAUAAUAAAAGUACAUAAUGUAGACAUUUAUUUUAGAACGGAGGUAGUACUUACAAGUCACGUUAGAUUUUUGCAUAAAACAAUAUAAGAUAAUAUGAAAGACAAUCUUUUGCACUUCAAAUAAAUAAUAUUACUAUGUAAAUGUGAUAAACAAAUUGGUAUGUAAACAAUUUUCUAUUUUAUAUUUCUUGUACAUUUUAGCAUUAUAGUGGAAAAAACUUAUUCAUAAAGUAAUUGUUUUAUAAAAACAUAGUUUAUAUUCGUUGUGCUAUAUGUUUUACUUCUUGUGAAAUAGUUGUAUGCAAUAAACCUACUGUUUAAAUAAUACAACAUAAUUAUUAUUAUAACAGA
Molecule: messenger RNA, 1777 nt
Organism: Nomia melanderi (Alkali bee)
Lineage: Eukaryota; Metazoa; Arthropoda; Insecta; Hymenoptera; Halictidae
Gene: Josd
Product: Josephin domain containing
Biological process (GO): protein deubiquitination
Molecular function (GO): cysteine-type deubiquitinase activity
Source: RefSeq, a predicted model, not a curated record